AUGACAAGGAACUGCAAUGCGGUAGUCGGAGUCGAAGGCGGUGGCAGCAGUGGUGGCAGAGGAGGAGGGGGGAUGAAGAAGGGGCCGUGGACGGCGGCGGAGGAUGCAAUACUGGUAGACUACGUUCGGAAGCACGGGGAGGGGAACUGGAACGCAGUGCAACGGAACAGCGGGCUCGCCAGGUGCGGAAAGAGCUGCAGGCUGCGGUGGGCCAACCACCUCCGGCCGAACCUGAAGAAGGGGCCCUUCCGGCCGGACGAGGAGCGCCUCAUCCUGCGCCUCCACGCCCUGCUCGGCAACAAGUGGGCCCGCAUCUCGUCCCACCUGCCUGGCAGGACCGACAACGAGAUCAAGAACUACUGGAACACCCGGCUCAAGCGCCGGCAGCGUGCCGGUCUCCCGGUGUACCCGCCGGACAUCAAGCGCGAUGACCGCCUCCCCCGCCACUCCGUCCCCCACUCGGCUGCGGCACCGCCACCGUCUCCGCCUCCGCUCCAACCCCUCCACACCGAAUUCAUUUUCGACCCUGCGGUAGCCGCCGCCGCCCCCCCGGGCUACCCCUUAUCCCCAGCAAACAGCAUCACCGCCACCCCCGCCAGUGCCGCCGCUGCGAUCCCUAUGUUGGCCCAGCACAACCCCCACUUUGCGAGCCACCUCCCCGAGCUGCAGCUGCUCCACUUUGGCGCUUCGUCGCCCUCGUCCGCAGUUUUUGCGGAGCUCCCUUCGAACCAACUGUUGUUUCCGGAGCCACUACAUCUGCAUGACUACGGUGGCGGUGGCGGUGGCGGUGGCGGUGGCGGUGGCGGUGGGGUGUUUUUUGAUGCAUUGCUGAUGCAAGAGGAGGUGAGAGUUGGUGGCGGUGGUGAUGAAAGCUUCUUGCUGGGGAGGACGGGGUCGCUGCCGGAGUUGGUUCCGGAAGAGCAGGACUCAGAGUGGCUUCACGUCAAUGGCGGCGGCGGCGGCGGCGGCAGCAAAAGAAUCACUUCUCCAGAAGCAAUUACCACCAUACAACAACAAUAUCUUAACGGUAUCAGAACCGAUUGCCUCAACGAAACCAAGCAGAAGAGGGAAGCCGAGAGCUGCGGCGACGAGAUCUCGUGCCUCUUCGAGGGAAUGCCGACCGCGACAAUGACGGCAACAUUCGCAGAAUGGUUCAGCACCGAUGGCUGCUGCGGCAGCGGGGAGGCGUCGAACGGCCCGUCGUCCGUGAUAACCACCGACGACGGCACCGAGCAGCUCGGGAUGCAGCACUUCGCCUCCUCGUCGCCGCCCCCCCUUGCAGCGGCAUCGGCGUCGGCGUCGGCGUCGGGCCGAGAAUGGAGCAUUGGCUCAUGCAUUUGAGUGAAUUGAACCAAUUUGAGAUUGAGAUUGUUGCUUGUAACUGAUGUGAAGCAUAUAAACCUCUUCCUCUCUCAAUAGUAUAGUAAAUUUGGGACCUGUGAACUUCGAUGUAUACUAAAUUAAUUGUGUGAACAUGCAAUGGAUUGGAUUGGUUCUAA
Messenger RNA from Ananas comosus (pineapple), 1499 nucleotides. RefSeq lists its product as uncharacterized. Lineage: Eukaryota; Viridiplantae; Streptophyta; Magnoliopsida; Poales; Bromeliaceae. The record is from RefSeq and is a predicted model, not a curated record. The coding region runs from base 1 to 1341 and encodes 446 amino acids. The transcript has 3 exons.